Exophiala xenobiotica is the source of this 1888-nucleotide messenger RNA. RefSeq lists its product as uncharacterized. NCBI's taxonomy places the organism in Eukaryota, Fungi, Ascomycota, Eurotiomycetes, Chaetothyriales, Herpotrichiellaceae. The record is from RefSeq and is a predicted model, not a curated record. Bases 57 to 1142 code for a protein of 361 amino acids. The transcript is spliced from 2 exons. Gene Ontology annotation, molecular function: palmitoyl-(protein) hydrolase activity. Gene Ontology annotation, cellular component: membrane.
UAGAGCGCCUUUUCAAGAAAAUCUGAACCGCACAUGUAUCGAAGCAACAUCCUCAUAUGUGGCGACGACUAAUUCCCUCACGUGCAACACGCAAUCACAAUGCCCCAUCAUGGCCGAAAAGAUGGACUGAGCCUGUGCAGACCCGAUCGUUCUCCUUAACCAAUCACUAUCAUUUCGGCUUGGAAUCGCUUCCGGUCAUACUUAUGCCUCCUACAGUGUUUGGCGGACUUUUGGUGACACUUUGGGCGUAUAAAUGCUUGAUGAUGGUCGUUUUCCAGAACAAGAUCAUUUAUAUGCCUUCCGUUCCGCCAUUCUCCAGAUCCGAGAAAAUCAGCGAUUAUGCUGCCCAAUGCAAACCCGUCAUCUGGACGGACCAUUCAUUGAGAGCAGCCGACGGAACAGCGAUAAAAGUUGUGGAAGGGACAGUUGAUCUGCCUAAGAAGCUCAAAGUUACCGAGGAUAUUGUUAUCGUGUACUUCCAAGGCAAUGCCUCUUCUCUGCCUCCUCGCCUUCCAUACCUCUCCAAUGUGUUGAAAGGACUAGCUCGCGAGGAUGAUAGUAAAAUGUACACCAUUGUCGCAUUAUCUUACCGUGGCUACUGGACCUCAAAGGGCAGCCCUUCACAGACGGGAAUUGAGCUCGAUGCUGAAGCGGCGCUCGAAUGGGUUCGAAAGAGAUAUGACCAAGGCCGCACUAAGACUGUCGUUUGGGGGCAGUCGAUCGGUGCUGGAGUUGCAACGGUGAGUUUGGCGAAUUUAUUGAGACAUAGUAAGGGCAACCUACUGCAGCUCCGUGGACUUAUUCUCGAAACCCCUUUUGUCGAUCUGAAAGCAGUGCUUGUGGCUCUGUAUCCACAAAAGUUCCUACCUUACCGGUACCUGGCACCAUUCUUACGCUCCACUUGGGACAGCAAGAGCUCGCUCACCAGCAUUGGCGAGAGCAAGCCGAAUCUGAAGGUAUUGGUCCUGGAAGCUGGCAAUGACGAGAUAGUACCUCCUGGGCAAGCCGAGGCACUGGAAGAGGUCUGCGCCCAGCAAUGCCUUCAGGUCGAUCGCAAGACUAUCGCCGGGGCCUUACACACUGAAGUCAUGACCAAAGCCCAGGGACGAAGCCAUGUUGUGAAGUUCCUUCAAUCUCUCUGAGAGUGUAACAUGCUGGAGAUACUCUAUGAGUGCAAUUAUUGGAUACUCAAGGGCGUUUGCGGUCAGGCAGCGUCCAACAGCAGAAAUUGUUUCCCGCAGACGACAUGGAUGUAUUGCUCGUGGUUCUUCAGUCUAGAAAGCUCCGGUCCCGCCUGUGCUCGAGGUCAAAUGCCGGAUCAUACUCGAAGGUAUCUGAGAUCUGCUUUUCAUCCUAGGUCAGAUUGUCGGACUCAAGGGUAAUUGCAUCGUCAAACUCGACUGGCAAUCGUUGGGCUUGAUGCAAUCGGCCGUACAAACGUUCUAUGCUCAGACCUAAGCCCGUUCCGCGCUUUCCUUUUCGCGACACCAAUUCACGAAUGUUAGAGUGCGAGCGGCAAACAUCUGCACUCACUGAACGAUACGGAAAUAUCAGUAGGGGCUUGCUGCUAGUUGCUAUGAGGGAAUUCCAUCGAGAAGGCCAGUGUUCUUGCUCUGACAAACAAUUAUGGCCGCCGCACAAAGCCGCAGUUGAGAACAACCCUUACUAAACACUGCCGGAUCCUGAGCAGAAUGCUGUGUUGCUUCUACCAAUAUGGUCUAUCCGUGCAAUCUUUCUCUGGGAAGAAAUUGCAUGGUCAGUCGCGCCGGACGUACCUAUCUGCUUUUACAGUAGCAACGCUUCGCAGUCAGUACUUCAGGGCCAAGAAUCCAGAAGCAGCAUCAAGCCUAGGAGAAUCAACUACGUUUCGUGUUUACGCUCAACUCAU